AUGUUUGGAAUCAACGCUGCAUCCGAGAUAUUCCAGAACGCCAUCGCUGAACUGCUUGCUGGACUACCUGGAUGCAAGAAUAUCUCUGAUGAUAUUAUUGCGUACGAAAAAGACCAACUCGAACAUGAUCUUAACCUCCAAGCUGUCCUUCAACGCCUCUCAGAUUACAACGGCUACGCCAGUCCGCUUUAUCUGACGUCGAAAGUCGUUACUCGCAGACGGAACGCGAAAUGUUAGCCGUCUUUUGGGGAGUUGAACACUUUCAUCUUUACGUCUACGGUUCACAUUUUCAGAUCAUCACGGAUCAUAAGCCUCUUCUAGGCAUCUUGAAGACCCAGAAACCUGCAACACCGCGCAUGGAUCGAUGAAAAUUCCGCCUCGUGCCUAUCGCGCUGGGAAAGACAACCCCGCUGACUUCAUGAGCCGCCAUCCCAAACCAGUAAAUUUCACAAACGAAUCUGAGAACUUAGCUGAACUUUACGCAAAUGAUGUUUGCUCGAAUGCCAUUCCCAAAGCCAUGACUCGUGAAGAAGUCAAAACUUGA
Molecule: messenger RNA, 544 nt
Organism: Paramuricea clavata
Lineage: Eukaryota; Metazoa; Cnidaria; Anthozoa; Malacalcyonacea; Plexauridae
Source: the annotation of a GenBank genome assembly